AUGUCAAGGCAUCAGUUUGAUUUAGUAAUGUGCAUGAGGCAACCCGGUACCCAUGUAGGCCUUCUAUGUGAAAAGUGUGAUGGUAGAUGCCCCAUAUGUGAUUCCUACGUUAGACCAAAAAGUAAAGUAAGAAUAUGUGGCCAAUGUGCAUUUGGUAAGAGCGGUAACAGUUGUAUUAUUUGUGGAGCGCCUGGUCUAACAGAGGCCUAUUACUGUUGGGAGUGUUGUAAGCUAGAGAAGAAUAGAGAUGGAUGCCCGCGGAUAACUAAUGUAGGGUCCAAUAGGACAGAUAGGCAUUUUGAGAAGAAAAGUAGUGGUAUGCAAGGACAAAUAAAGUGA
Messenger RNA from Zygosaccharomyces rouxii, 339 nucleotides. RefSeq names its product U2 snRNP complex subunit RDS3 (gene RDS3). Gene Ontology annotation, biological process: mRNA splicing, via spliceosome. The record is from RefSeq and is a predicted model, not a curated record. The transcript has a single exon. Gene Ontology annotation, cellular component: catalytic step 2 spliceosome; precatalytic spliceosome; U2 snRNP. The coding region runs from base 1 to 339 and encodes 112 amino acids. Lineage: Eukaryota; Fungi; Ascomycota; Saccharomycetes; Saccharomycetales; Saccharomycetaceae.